Messenger RNA from Drepanopeziza brunnea f. sp. 'multigermtubi' MB_m1, 780 nucleotides. RefSeq lists its product as uncharacterized. Gene Ontology annotation, cellular component: mitochondrion. Lineage: Eukaryota; Fungi; Ascomycota; Leotiomycetes; Helotiales; Drepanopezizaceae. Gene Ontology annotation, molecular function: electron transfer activity. Gene Ontology annotation, biological process: fatty acid beta-oxidation using acyl-CoA dehydrogenase; amino acid catabolic process. The record is from RefSeq and is a predicted model, not a curated record.
AUGUCUGGUUUAAGGAUAUUGGUGCCCGUAAAGAGGGUCAUCGAUUAUGCGGUCAAGCCCCGAGUAAACAAAGCCCAAACGGCCGUCGAGACGGCUGGCGUAAAACACAGUAUGAACCCCUUCGACGAGCUCUCAAUCGAGGAGUCGGUCCGUAUCCGCGAGAAGAAGCGGUACGCGCAUGGCGUGGACGACAUCGUUGCAUUCUCGUGCGGCCCGCCGAAAGCGCAAGACGUGCUGCGCACCGCGAUGGCGAUGGGGGCCGAUCGGGGGAUCCAUGUUGAGGUCAAAGAGGGGGAAGAGCCUGAGCCUUUGGGGAUUGCUAAGAUGCUCAAAGCCGUCGUCGACCGCGAGAAAAUCAACCUUGUCUUUCUCGGCAAGCAAUCCAUCGACGAUGACGCCGGCCAGACAGGACAGAUGCUCGCUGGCCUCUUGGGAUGGGGACAAGCGACGCAAGCGUCAAAAAUCACAUUCGAGGCUGACGGCAAGGGGAUCAUGGUGGAAAAGGAGGUAGAUGGGGGUACGGAGACGGUUAAGGGGGUGCUGCCGAUGGUGGUGACGAGCGACUUGCGGCUAAACGAGCCGCGGUAUGCGAGUCUGCCGAAUAUCAUGAAGGCGAAGAAGAAGAAGAUUGAAAAAGUUACGAGUGGUGAUUUGGGCGUUGAUGUGGGAAGGAGGUUGAAGACGAUUAAGGUUAUUGAACCUCCGCCAAGACAAGGAGGUGGCAAAGUUGAGGACGUUGAUGGUAUGAUUGCGAAGCUCAAGGAACUAGGCGCCCUAUAG